Molecule: messenger RNA, 9766 nt
Organism: Paramuricea clavata
Lineage: Eukaryota; Metazoa; Cnidaria; Anthozoa; Malacalcyonacea; Plexauridae
Source: the annotation of a GenBank genome assembly
GCUUCAUUUGCUGGCUAUAAAAAACCUAGCCUCCUGCGCAGACGUUGGGAGGCCUCGGCCACUAACAACGUCUGCGCAGAAGGCUGUCAAAAACCCCACACCAAUCUAUCAUUCAACCAAAACCGACUGACAUGAAACACUCAUUUCUGGUGACAUUUUGUUGUCUUAAAUACUGUAGUUCUUCAAGUUGAUGCGCACGAGAAAUGGCAUUUCCGAAUAUUUUCGAGAGAGCAUGCCCCGAACUCCUCCAGCUUCAUCGUCCGUGUCGUAAUUGUGUCAGUCCAGUUCUAUGUUAUAUAUAGGUCACCGGCAUGCCCCUUGCUUGGGAUGCAAUAUAUUCGCCUAAGAUGAAGUACUGAUCAAGUCACUUUGGGAUUUGCAAGAAACGAGGAGUGUUUGAAACACAAUCAUGGUAAUAUUUCACACUAAUUUCAAUCCAUUCCAUCUAAAUGUUAUCUUUUCGACAAAUCCUUAAAAUAUCAACUUUUCUGCUAGCAUAAUAUGUGUUUUAACUGUUUAUUUUUUAGAAAAAUGCCUUCAGACAGGCGAAAAUAAUUUUUCACUAACUUUUGUUUUGAAACUUUAUUUGACAGCAACCGGGCAUAAUUUUACUCAAGGAUGGGACAGACACGUCUCAAGGGAAACCUCAGUUGAUCAGUAAUAUCAACGCGUGUCAGUAUGUGGCAGACGCAGUGCGAACUACCCUUGGACCAAGAGGAAUGGAUAAGUUAAUUGUUGACAGCGGAGGUGGGUGUUGUACCUAAGUGUGUUGUGUGUACAUCCUUGUACAUUUAUUAUUUAUACAGCUAAAUUAUCUAGAAAGAAGUAUAUUUGAGUAUUUUGAGACAGUAUCAGUCAUUAGAUCGUAAACUUACAUAUUUUACAGUUUGUUAGAGUUUUGCUAAAGUAUAUAAAUAUUAAACCUGCAUCGUGGUCCCUGGUGACACUUGACAGCAUGGUCCCAGCUAGGGGCUGUUUGUAUGGAAGCCUGUUUUGGAGACAGCCAGUUUUGCCCCAUGCAGGCCUGCCAAGGUGUGGUGCAUAAAAUGAGGGAGAUUACAAUAUUUGUGAUUUUUCUGCGUGUGAAAUCUCUUGCGGGAGUCAGCGGGACCAAGGGAUUGCCGUGAGUGCUUUGUUUACAAGAACCUUGAAACUAAAGGUGCAGUAAUACGGGCAACAAAAUUGCUGCAACUUGCAACAAAAUCUGAUUUCUACGCAUGUUAAUUGAAAUGUUUACACAUAUAUUACAAAUCAUAUUAACAUGCGUUGAAUUCAGAUUUUGUUGCAAGUUGCAGCAAUUUUGUUGCUCGUAUUACUCCAGCUUAAGACUGUAUUCAGCGCACUCUUGCUCAGCUGUGCAACAUAUAUCAAUCGACUUGUGUCUAGAUAGUUUGUUCGUUUUUUCUGGUAGCACUCCCAACACUACUGUGUUGCAGGUAAAACACAAUUAGGAAGCCAAGGAAUGUGGGAGAUUUCGUCAAACUGUUCAUGUGGGAGGGAGAUGAUUAAUGACUCCAAAAUGUAGGAGUCUCCCGCCAAAUGUGGGAGACUUGGUAGGUCUGCCGACGUAAGGUAAUCCAUGCACUCUUUGGAUUCUGUAUUCCUCUCUUUGGAUUCUGUAUUCCUCUCUUUGGAUUCUGGAUUCUGCUCCUUGGAUUCCAUAUUCCUCUCUUUGGAUUCUGUAUUCCUCUCUUUGGAUUCCGGAUUCUGAUCCUUGGAUUCUGGAUUCUGCUCCUUGGAUUCUGGAUUCUGCUCCUUGGAUUCUGGAUUCCACUGCUUGGAUUCCAGAUUCCAGAUUGGUUUUGGAUUCAGGAUUCCAGGAAAUUGGCCCAGGAUAAGGAUUGUGGAUUCCUCUGAUGUUUGGAUUCUGGAUUCCAUUGUCUGGAUUCCGGAUUGCAAAGCUAUUAAAAGUCGGAUUCUGGAUUCCUGGAUUGGCAUCUCACUAGAUUGAAUAAUACUUGAAGAGUCUUCCAUUUACAAGACCCUUCAACUAGGUAUUAUUUAAUCAAAUGAGAUGCCAACAAGAUCUUGAUAUUUACCCAUAACACCCCAGUAUAUAUUAUGGUUAGAGCUUGACAGUUGGCCGAGCUGUAGCUCAGUUGGUUAGAGCGACGCACCGGAAUCGCAGCAAUGUUCAAUUCCUGCCAGGGACCUAUAUAGUUGCAUUUUUGCAGCUGUUCCUUGUUAGGGCUAGUAAAUGUAUAAUUAUAAAUUUUCGCUCGAAAUUAUUCAAUUGGGUGAGAUGCCAAUAAAAUCUUGAGAAGUACAAUAAGUAUCUGUCAACUGCACUUUUCCAUACGUCAGCUUUCAUGGUAUAUAACAACCUUUGGAGACAUAAAUCAUCUCCCAUGUACAUUUUUGCAUGUACAUGCAAGGAAAUGUGAAGAAAUGUGAAGAAAUCUCCUGCAUUCCUUGUGCUUUACCUACAACAGAGUUCUAAGUGUUGAGAGUGCAUGUUGCUUGCUAAUCAGUGUAGAUUAUAACAAUUUUGCUUGGAUAUCUGACAAAUGUUUGACCAACUGUGCAGUUGCUUGGCAUGGUCAAAUUGGCUGACAAUGAUCGGCCAGCUUUUCAAUACAUGAACAGAUUGUGCUGAUCACUUCCCGCAUAAUCAAUCACAUUACUUAAUUUUUGGGAAGCAGCUAGUCUCCAACGGUCCAUGGAACAGAAAAGUUCUUGGUCUUACGGAUACUAUUUUCAAAUAUUCUGCGUGGCUGCAUGUGUCUUAAACCUGGUAUGUACAUAACUUUGUUGCUGAUGUCAUAGCAAAGCCAAGGAAACGUUAAAAAAUUGUGUUCCUUCUCUUGCUAUUAUGCUUUUUGAACAGUAUCAAAUCAAAUAAUAUACUUUUAUAAUUUAUUUGAUUACUCAAAUGUGCGUGCAAAAGAAAUGAAUUGGCCAUUUAGUGGUUUGAUGAAAAACAAAUUAUUUACAUGUGUCACAUUGCCAUAUCUCUUAUUGGCUAUUGUAGAUGCAUGUUUCACACCUGAGUAAGAGUGCUCUAGCUGAAUGUAUGGUAGUUUCAGCUCUAAGGUGGGCUACCCUAAAUGAAGGUCAUUCUUCAAGCUAGCUGAAGAAAGGUUCUUGCAUAUUAAAUUACAUGCAUGGCUGCAAUAGAAAAAGCUACAGUAUAUUAUGCCACAGCAAGGCUGAGAAACCUGAAAUUACAUGUGCAUGCAUUCUUUAAUUAAUUAGCUUUAGUUUGUGGAAACACCAUGUAAAUUUAUUACUGCAAAGCUUUCAAUCCGUAAGCCCGGAUCUUCAUCAGUGCUAAUAAUAUGCUAAUAAAUUUACGUGGUGUUUCCACAAACAAAAUUAUUAUAUUUUAUCGCCAUGCAAACAUACAAAGAACUUAAUUAGCUUUAUUAGCAAAUUUAUAUAUGUCAAUAUGUGCAUACUGUGCAUUGACACUUGAUCAGCCCUAGCAGAUUCCUUGCAAUGAUCCCAUGCAGGCAAAGCAAACUGGUGUUUUAACUAGUUGAUGCUGUAGGGAUGGGCCGAUUUAUCAUCUGAUCGGCCGAUUUAUCAGUGUUAGCCGAUAUUUAUUAACAAAAAUCCCAACACUUGAAAUUGGGGCAAAAUGCUAGCAAAAUGUAACAGCAGUUAACAGAGCAGUAACAGAAAUGUCAUUACGAUCGGUAGUCGAUGAUUGAAUUUACUCAACUUAGUAAUCAAUUUAUUUCGGUGAAAGCAUGGAUUGUAAACCUCUUAUUCAUGCCGAUAUAUAUCGAUGUGAUCGGCUGAUAACCGAUCUGCCUGAAAGUUGUCGAUUAUCGGCUUCUACUGAUUAAUUUCUUCAAUAAUAGUGUACCGUAUUACAAACACAUCUAGGCAAGGCAACUAUUUCAAAUGAUGGAGCAACCAUUAUCAAUCUGUUGGAUGUUGUUCACCCGGCAGCCAAGACAUUGGUGGAUAUUGCAAAAUCACAAGAUGCAGAGGUACUGUACAAGAUAUGAACUAAACUAGAAAAUACAUGCAUGCAGAAACCCUCGCAUUGCUGACAAAACCGUUGUAUUUUACGAACAUGAAGUAUCUAAAGUAGUUGUCAUGGUAACACGAUAAUUUUUUAAGAAUAUUCUUAAUACAAAUGAAAAAUCGCCUAAAAAUAUCACUUUUAAUUACAAAAUUAUCAAUUUCCCAACAUAUUUAUGUUAGGUAUGUAAUUAUACGUAAUACAAGCUUCAAUUUAAGGUAAAAUUCAACCACAAACAAUUCACAAAACGUUUUAAAGUGUUCUUUAUAAAACUAAACUGCCUUUAACUAUUAAAUGGCUUUAUCGAUAAACUUUGAGUUUGCAAUAAAAUGAUUUCAAAUUCUCGCUUGCAAAUAACUUUGCUUUAUUUUUUAUUUAAAAAAUUCAAUAUAAUAAAAAAGGGAAUCAAUAUUAAAGAUACACUGAAAUUAUAUGCUGUCUUGUUUAGUUGUUUCAUAUACGCAAAGGCCGUCGGGUUUUAAAGCCAUUAUAAAAUCAAUAUUUAAAACAAACUUACCUUUGUUAACGUCGGCUCCCUUCUUUUAGCUGAUUCUUUCGCCCUUUCUUUCUUGAAAUUUACAAAAUCUUGCAGAAAUACGAGCAAAAAUGAAGAAUAUUUGCAAGAAAUUUGUCAAUCAUCAACUCAUCAAAUCAAGAAAUGUCAAAUGUUUGCUAUUUCGCUGUCGUCAUGCAGCCGUUAUAAUGCAAACUUUAAAUUGGACCAAUCAGUGUCCGCUUUUAAUGACAGUCCGCCAUAUUUUUGAGAUCAGUGAGGAUGACCACCCAUCGUUGGUGACCGACGCCCGCGCUCAUUGAUGAACUUCAGACUUCCCUAAUGCUUUCGUUUCUCCGGGUGUAAAUAGCCGGGGGGAAUUAGUACCCUCGCACGGCGCUUCGCGCCGCCGGCUCGGGGAAAAUGUUGUAUACAGUUAUUGUUUGGGAGGGUUUGUCUCUAUCAUAAACUGGGCCAAGCUGUAGAAUUUUGCCUGCCAUGUUAAUUUUCUAGCCUAGCAGUUCAAACUAAACUAUUUUUGCCUGCCAUUUCUCAAAUAUGGAAUAUGGACUGCUUUUAACCAUUGGCAGACAAUAUAUGCUAUUUUGACCCCAAUGCGUACAAAACCUUUUAAAAUUUCUUGUUUAGGUUGGAGAUGGGACGACAAGUGUUACUUUACUGGCAAGUGAAUUUUUGAGAAUGGCAAAACCAUUUGUUGAGGAAGGUGUUCACCCCCAGGUUAUCAUAAAAAGUUACAGAAAAGCAGUGAACCUUGUAAGUAUUUGAAUAAUAAUGUACAUUAAACUGUAAUUGUACUGUUUAAAUAUGCAAAUAUUUAACAGCACAAUUAAGAUGUUAAUUUACCCAAUAAUGUAAUAUAAAUUAUCUGUAAUUUGUCAAAUUGUCAGUGAAAAAUAGAAAGUAGGGUGCAUGGGGCUAAACUGGUGCUGAUAAUAUUAUCAAAUUGAACAUACUCGUACAUACAGCUAACAAGGUAAUGCAUAGGAACUGAUGUUAAACUUUUUUAAACUAGGGAUGUGUCGGAUACCAGUAUAUCUGAUAUUGGGUAAAAUAUACAUUUAACAAUUAUUCGCCGAAGGCAAGGUGUAUUCACCGAUAAUCACCGAGCCUGAGGCGAAUAAUUGUUUUAGUAUUUUUACACAGGUCUUUUGUGUUUUUUGGGGGAAAAUUUACAUGUUAUCCCAUUGAGUGGCAGCACUCUCCACUUGAGGAGUAAAAUCGCCUGGCGUUAGACAGAGCAAAAUACCUAAAGUAGGGUGCAUCAGGGUGCAUUGCCACAAAUUUAAACAUAUAUUGGGUAUACAUGACUGUUCAUUAUGUCAUAUAUAGUCAAUUCAUAUGAAAUCUGUAUUUCAAACUUCUUUAGGCUAUCAAUAAAAUUAAAGAAAUUGCUGUACAAAUCAAGAAAGAUGAUCCUACGUAAGUUCUACAGUAACAUUCAGUAAUUUGAAGAAGCUCUAAACAGCCAGCACAGAGUCCUAAAUUUGCCCUGUUUUUUCCAUAUUAAAUAAAUCUUGUUACUUUCAUUGUACAGUAUACAGUAUAAGUAAAGUCAUGCAUGCAUUUUGUAACAAAAAAUUGAGAGGUUUAGUUUUGCUGCUCCAUAAAGUUUAUAAAAAGCCACCUGAUGAAAAUAUUUUUCAUAUAAUGAUACUACAUUUGGCAUUUUUGCUUUCAUUGCUUGUAAUAAUAUAAUUGUACAUCUCACCGAACUAUGGCAUUGAAUAAAGAAUUUUGCUACCAAUUGUUUUGCUACCAAUUUCUUACAAAUUUCCACGACCACACUUAUAUAGUUUUGCUUCUAAUUAUAAAUAUAAACAGCCAAUUUGGUUCUUAGGAACAAUUAGCUCUAAAAAAUAAUCAUUCUGGGUGCAACAGCCAAGAUUCUUAGUUGUACUUCACUGAUUGCUGAUUACUCCAAUAAUUAUUGCCACGUACAGUACAAUACAAGCUGGUAUAAACUUAAGACUGAGUCGCGAGUUUGCGAGCGUUAAGUUUGCGGCUUGUACCAGACCAUAAUAUUGGCGUACCUCUGGUACUAUGCAUGCAUAUGUACGCGUAUUGUUGUACCCUAGGAUUUUCUUAUAACAAUUGUUUGACCACUAUCCGCAAUUUGAUGGUACUUAAAGAAACCCACCAGCUGUAUAGUAGUCAGUUUUGUACACAAAAUAUAUUGUAUACUCUGAUAUUAUUUUGAAGUGAGAUGAGAGGUUUAUUGGAGAAGUGUGCAGCCACAGCAUUGAGUUCAAAAUUGAUAGCCAAUCAGAAAGACUUCUUCUCUAAAAUGGUGGUGGAUGCGGUGAUGUUGUUGGAUGAACUAUUGCCUCUCAAUAUGAUUGGAAUGAAGAAAGUUUCUGGAGGUGCACUAGAGGUACUGUACAGUGGAGAAUAUACAGUACUUUAUCUAGUAUGCUUUGAUGCACAAAUUUAAAUGCACUUUUCCAUAAUGAUUGCUUCAGGAUGAGCGACCUGUUCAAGCUGUGUGAAGAUAAUUCAUUAUUUUUAACUGUACCCAUCAAAAUAAUAGAUAUACAAUGCGUACUUUUUUUCAUGCGUGCCCUUUCAAAUCUGCCAUAUUGAAUUUGACUUGGAGUAAGAAUUACAAAGUAUAAACAGAGCAGUUCUUUUUGCAAAAUUUGCUGGAAAAACCCCAAUUUGCACUUCUCGCAACCGCGCGGAAUUUCCUGCCGCAGGAGUCUGGGGCGAGUCAAAGUGCCCUGUAAAAUCCGCCAUUUUCAAAUUUGUGGAGGCAGGAAUACACAACUAUUAAUCGUUCUGUGGCUUUACCUCGCUGGUACUCUGAUGGCUAUUGUGGCGUACUUUAUAAGCUGAUAGUACAAACCCGUAGCCUGUGUAUUAUAUACUGUAUCUGGAAUAAGAACUUGCGUCCAAAAAGUGAAGCCAAAGAUGGCUGAAACUGACGUCCAGUCCCUUGUUUUUGUCUGCGCGGUUAACAUGAGUGUGGCAAACUUUCGUGUGGGGGAGAAUGGUAUUAAAACUGUUUCGAAGUCAAUUCGACCAUCUUCGCUUCACUUUUUUUCUCAUACAGUAGGCCGAAUGACUGAUGUUCUUGCUGCAGAUAUACAGUAUGCACAACUGACUGGUACAAGCUUUAGACUCAAGGUGUACUCAGAAUUUAAGAUGAAGUACAUUCAGUAACUACGAGUUAAAAUAAGAAGGAGCACACUUGCAUAAUUAUACAACAAAUACAGUUAGCCUUUUUCACGAUGACGAAUAUCCGCCAUUUUUUAUUUUUGGGUGGCAUGCACCUAAUUCUCGUUAACCAAUGCAGACAAUUAAAACAAUGUGAAAAGCAAUUUUUCAAAAUAAAGUAACCAUUCACAAAGCAAAUUUACCAUCAUUCGUCCAAAAAAUUAUAAAAAGUCGCUGUUAUGUGGACUUAUCUCGCAGACUUCGGCAGAAAUGCCACCCAAAAAUGGCGGCGUGACUCGUGAGAAAGGCUAAUGGACUCCAAAUUCCUUAUUCCCAUCUCAUCCCAUCAGUCAAAUAAUGUUUCAUGCCAAGGUCUGGUUAUACAGUACCGGUAAUAAAAGUGCCCUUGCAGCAACAGUUCUGUGUGGCUUACGUAGUACUCGGCUGAAAAAGUACCAGACCAUAUUACUAGUGUACUUCGUGUGCGUACAAUAAGUAAGUCGCUGUGAAAACGAAAGCGGUACCGUAAUGACUGUCAUUCUGAAAACCUACAGCGUGGAUUUCAAUACGCUUGCUCGUCCUCUGCACAUUGCACAUUUGUUAAAUGUUGAAUUACAAGUGAUACAAGUAUUUUGUUUUCAUUUCUUUCUUAAGGAUACUCAACUAGUUGCAGGCGUAGCUUUCAAGAAGUCAUUUUCUUAUGCUGGAUUUGAAAUGCAACCGAAGAAGUAUAUCAAUCCUAAAAUAGCUCUCCUCAAUAUUGAGCUUGAACUCAAGUCUGAGAAAGAGAAUGCUGAAGUCAGAGUAAACACCGUUGAGGUAUGUAUGAUAUGGCAAUUUUUAUUUGACGAGUAUGUGGCCAUUUCUCAUCGUUACGAUUUAAAAAGCGUAUCAUUGAAAAGCUAAAUAACGUACUGUUCUUUCGUCCUAUGUGUAAAAAUUGAAUUGUUUAGGCACGUUUAUGAUGCACGACAGCCAGGUGAAUUUACAUUGCGUUUUUUUGAGACGCCCUGUAUGUAUAUCCCAACAAGGAAUCGAGUUAGAUUCUAUAACAUAGACUAGGACGUUUCAUACCCACACCCUGUAUUUCAAUGAACAACGGACAUAGUGACAUACUGUAUUUACUGGCAGGAUUAUCAACAAAUUGUGGAUGCUGAAUGGGAUAUCUUGUAUGAUAAACUGGAAAAGUUAGUCAAGAGUGGAGCUCAAGUUAUCUUAUCUAAACUGCCCAUUGGUGAUGUUGCUACCCAGUACUUCGCAGACAGGUAUACUAUGUUAUGUAGCUAAUUAUUCAUUCAACUGACCAAUCAUAUACGAUUUUGGCUGAAACAAUCCUAGUAUACUGACCAGUCAUAUACGAUUUUGGUAUAAAGAUGGCAAGUUACGUAUAAUUCCGACACAAACAACUGAAUCUAAUACUACCAUGGCCAUGGGCUCUUCAAAUGAGUCUGGUUUGGAGUGGGAUGAAUUAUACCCGUGGGACGACAUUCGAAACGAAAUAUUUUUUGUUCUAACUAAGCAAACUGCACUUUGUAUUAAGACUUAUAGGGUCUGUUUGGGUCAAUGGGUCUUAAUGUUUAUUUUUGUUUGUAUGUCUACUAUGUCGUUCAGUACUAUACAGGGUGUCCCGGAAAAAUGCCUGAGCAUUAUGUUGAACUUACGGAAGCGUCAAAUACAGGGUGUAUUGAAAAACGAGACCUGAAUAAAUAACUCUAUUCUUGUUAAGUACUGUACAACCUUUUCUACUCCUGGAAAUUUAAAAUAGCUUCUAAUCGUAUGAAGGAGUAUAUAUAUAACUGUAUAAAAAAAAUUAUCAAAUUACUAAUUAGUCGUAUCACUUCCUGGAUCCCGUGCACGUUUCGGAAAUCACGCUACUGUAUAUCGUUUUAUAUCAUUUUAUUAGGGAUAUGUUCUGUGCAGGUCGUGUGGCUGAAGAAGAUCUCAAGAGAACUAUGAAAGCAUGUGGUGGUUCUAUUCAAACAUCAGCCAAUAGUUUGACACCUGACGUCUUGGGAACCUGCGAGCUGUUUGAGGAAGUACAGGUUGGAGGGGAAAGGUAGGAUUCUUGUUGCUAGAAUUAUAAGAACAAACGCGUUUCAUUGCACGUCCAGCAAAAUGGUAAUUUU